Morchella sextelata is the source of this 377-nucleotide messenger RNA. RefSeq lists its product as uncharacterized. The transcript has a single exon. The record is from RefSeq and is a predicted model, not a curated record. The annotation marks the transcript as partial. Lineage: Eukaryota; Fungi; Ascomycota; Pezizomycetes; Pezizales; Morchellaceae.
GACUCGAGGACCACUUCAAAGCCUACAGACCUUAUCAUUGCACUGUCCCAGGCUGUAAACGAUUUGGGGAGGAGAAAGGUUUCCUCCGCAAAGACAACCUCACGCAGCAUAUGCGGAAAGUUCACAAAAGAUUCAUCCCCCGCGUUGAAAGCCGGUUCGCCAAAGGGGGCUGGGGGAAUGUUACCCGUACCGUCAUCGACAAGCUCCCACAAGAUCCACGACUAGGAACAUUCGAGCUUGCGGGAGCGCCCUCUGAGACUGUUAGUAGCGACGGUACAUCCGCUGAGGCAGCCGAACACCUGUAUUCCGGCGGGGAGAGUUCUGUUGUGUUCAGGAAGGUUGAUCAAGGCGAUUAUGAACAUGGCCAGACGGGGUAG